This is a messenger RNA of Epinephelus lanceolatus (giant grouper), 2096 nucleotides long. It is a transcript of the gene dytn, whose product is annotated as dystrotelin. Gene Ontology annotation, molecular function: zinc ion binding. The record is from RefSeq and is a predicted model, not a curated record. Gene Ontology annotation, biological process: synaptic signaling. Lineage: Eukaryota; Metazoa; Chordata; Actinopteri; Perciformes; Serranidae. Gene Ontology annotation, cellular component: plasma membrane.
ACUGUGCCGGCAGCUGAUUGGUCUACAGACAGCAGGUGAGCGGUGCUGACAGGUGAGAAUCCUGAAGCCUUCAUUCAUAAUUCAGCAGCUUGACUUUGUGUCUCUGACAGAGGAAACUCCGACAGGCUGAGGGUGAGUUCAAAGUCUCACAACAACAACACAAACACACAUUUAUUUAUUUGUUUAUUGAUUGAUUAUUGAUUAAUGAUGAUGUCAUUAUUUGUCCUGGCGUUACCUUGUGAUUUCAGACUGAAACUCGUCAUGGAUCUGGACAGCAUCGAGGGACUGAAUGAAAUCCGCCCGUCCAUCUACAGAGUGGCCAUGAAGCUCCUGUCUCUGCAGAGACUCUGUCACCUGGACGUGGUGACCGUUCGACACAUCACGGCAGCCCUCCACUCACAGCAGGAAGUGGAGCUGAACCGGCAGGAAGUGACCCAGACUCUGGACAGUAUGUUCCACAGUGUGUCACAGGACGUUCCGGGUCAUGUGACGGUGGCGGCUCCAGAGGAGACGUGCAGUCUGAUGUUCAAACUCAACGACCGGACUCAGUCUGGUUUCAUAUCAGCGGUGUCUCUUCAAACAUCUCUCAUCGCUCUGUCAGCUGAAACUCUGUUGGGAAAAUACAGAGCUGUGGUCCGUGUUGCCGGGGACGGUUCAGGAUCUGUCAGCAGGUCUGGAGUCAGGUCUGUGCUGCAGGACCUCAGCCAGGUCCCUGCGGCGGUGCAGGAGGAGGGAGUGUUUGGUGAAGUGGAGGCGGCAGUGAGGUCGUGUUUUAACUGGGUGCUGACGCCAAAGGCCACUGAAGAACACGUGUUGGCGUGGCUGCAGAAUGAGCCACGCCUGUUGCUAUGGUUACCCACUUUGUAUCGCCUGUCCGUCAGUCAGAGUGUCAGUCACACUGUCCGCUGCCACACCUGCAAGACCCUGCCCAUCACGGGACUCAGGUAUCGCUGCAUGAAGUGUGUGAACGUCCACCUGUGUCAGAGCUGCUUCCUGACGGACAGACAAACGAGGAAACACAAGACUUACCACCCAGUGCUUGAGUUCUGCACACAGCCCACCUGGAAGGAAUCUCUUUCCUCGUUAGUGCACAGCGCUCGACACGCCCUGUUGCCACGGCAAUACACUCAGAGAGAGGUCGACAGGAGGAGGGUCCUGAUGUGGGCGGAGCCAGGUCAGACUCAGGACAGUGCUCCGCCCCCCUCUGACGCCUCAACACGACUGGCUGCCUCAGCCGUCAGUCACGGUCAGGCGCGACCUCCUACCUGCUCGUUUUCAUCCAAAGCUCUGCAGACUGACGAGGAGACACCGACUCAGGAGCUGAAGGCGUCUGCUCUGCUCACUGAGGUCAGAAACCUGCAGAGAGACAAAUGGCUGAUGGAGCAGCAGCUGCAGGCGUGGAGGCUCACCGUCCAAUCAGAGCAGAGCAUCCUGGAGGACAGGUGCUCCGAGAUGGAGGUUACCAUGGAAACACUGAGAGAACACAACCUCCGUCUGCAGAGCACGCUCACACAGGCUCUGAACAAGAUGGAGGCCCAGGAACGCACGGACAACCCGCCACAGAGCCUUGACCAGGAGAACAUGGAGAACACGGAGAGAGCAAACUUUACACCAACUUCUGACACAGAGAUAAACACAGAAGAGGAAGACGAAGUGCUGCUGAAGACUGAAGACGAGUGGAGCGAAGAACUACAAACUCCAUCCCCCACAAUUCACCAGGACACACUUCUGACACAUGACACCAACUGUGAGGAAGAAGAGGAGGAGUCCGCAGGUGGCUGGUUUCUCUGUCAUCCUUUAGUACAACAGGACAGAGCGGAGGAGGCGGAGCCACAGGAGGAGGACACCGGUCUGUCUGAAGAGGAAGAGGAGGCUUGUGGGAUGUGUAGUCCAGAGGAGCUACUGCAGGAGACUGUAGAGAGACUGAAGACUGUGAUGGAGACAGACAGAUGGAGACAGAGACAGACAGGUGAGAGCAAGAGGGAGGAGCUUCUGGAGGCUGCAGACCAGGUGGGAGACUCGAUACACCACCUGGUGGACGCUGUCAGAACUGACACACACUGACAACUUUGUGUUCAGGUUACAAAAAGCUGUUU